Molecule: messenger RNA, 1356 nt
Organism: Rattus rattus (black rat)
Lineage: Eukaryota; Metazoa; Chordata; Mammalia; Rodentia; Muridae
Gene: Cfap300
Product: cilia and flagella associated protein 300
Exons: 7
Coding region: 12-857 (281 amino acids)
Source: RefSeq, a predicted model, not a curated record
GCUGUGUCGCUAUGGAAACGAGUACUACUUUCUUUCCCGUGGCCGUAAGCACGAUGGCGACUGGGGAGCCGCGGGAUAGAGGCGGCUACUACUUCAGAUUCCUACCUCAGAGAACCUUCUCGUCCCUGAGCGCCCGGGAGAUCACCAACAGGCUCCGCCAGUGGUCCAUGUUGGGAAGAAUCCAGGCUCAGGCGUUCGGCUUCGACCAGACGUUCCAGCCCUACCAAAAGGAUGAUUUUGUCAUGGCUUUUUUCAAAGACCCAAAUGUUAUUCCAAAUUUGCAGUUACUCUCAGAUUCUUCUGGACAGUGGACAACAUUAGGCACUGAAGUGAAAAAAAUUGAAGCUAUAAGUGUUCCAUGCACACAACUUUCAAUGUCAUUUUUCCAACGGUUAUAUGAUGAAAAUAUUGUACGAGAAAGUGGACACAUUGUCAAGUGCCUAGAUUCUUUCUGUGAUCCGUUUCUCAUUUCAGAUGAACUGAGAAAAGUUUUGCUCAUGGAAGACUCAGAAAAAUAUGAAGUUUUCAGCCCAGUGGAAAGAGAAGAGUUCCUGUUCUGUCUUUUUAAGCAUCUCUGCCUUGGAGGGUCCCUUUGUCAGUAUGAAGAUGUGCUAAAGCCUUAUCUGGAGACGGCAAAGCUGAUCUAUAAGGAUCUGGUGAGUGUUCGGAAACAUCCUCGAACCAAGGAAAUACAAAUUACCUCUUCUGUCUUUAAAGUGAAAGCCUACGACUCUCUGGGUGUGUGCUACCCUUCACCUAAAGAACAUGAGCAGACAUUCUCAUAUUUCGUUGUGGACCCCAUCAAGCGACACGUGAAUGUCCUGUACCAUUGCUAUGGUGUAGGGGAAAUGGCUUAGUGCUGUUUAUAAGCCAUCUGUUAGCACUGCUCCUUAGUUCAUGGUAUCUCUGUGUUAGCCCUAAUGGGUAGAUAAAAGGGCUCUUUGCAGACCAAUCAAAGGCCACUGUAAAGAGCCCAUUUUGAGCUGAAGAGAGCAAACACCAAAGUGCCUUUCUCUAAAUUUGUCCAACAUACUCAUGCUAGAAUCCCCGAUAGAUCCUGUACCAAGUAGAAAGUCACAGGUUCAUGUUCGUUCUGUUAAGAUGCAGCCACAUCCCUAAUUUCCUUCUUUAAAAAUUGUUUUUAGUUUUUUGAGGAAGUGUCUCACGUACCCUAGGAUAGGUGAGCCUUGAACUCAGUAUGUAGCUGAGGAUAGUCUUGAACUCCUGAUUCUCUUGCCUCUACCUCUUGAGUGUUGUAAUACAAACAUGUACCACCAGGCCUGGCUCUAUGUUACUGUUUGGGAAGCUAAUUGAUUCUGGAUUAGAAUAGAAACAUUAAACAUCUCUACCACCAGC